ACACACUGAGGUGGGUCUUUAGCGUCCUCCUGCACCCUCUCCCACCCUGUUUUCUCUCAGCAUUCUUAUAAAUCAGGAUUGCGAUGAGGUUAGCUGUGCUUUGCAUCUGCGGGACCCUGCUGGCCUUCUCCAAGUCUCCUGGGGUCUAUGCAAACCCCCGUGAGGGAAUCUUCCAGUGGGGUACAGAGUCUGCAAGCUGCCAGGUAACUCUAAAGCCUGCUGGGAAAUGUGGAGGAGAGGGAAUGGAUGAGAAUGUAUGCCCCUACCAAGUUAUAAUGCCACCACUGGACAUCAUGAUGCCCCGGCAGCUCUGGGAGUUGGAGAGGACAGUGAAAGAGCUACAGCGGCUAAAGGAGACUGUGGAGCAGCUGAAGAGAGCAUGCAUGGAGUGCAAAAUGAGUCAGAGGGGGACGAAGAGAGAGAGGCUGGAGGACAGAGAAAGGGAGAAGAAGAAAGAAGACAAAGAGAUGAUUUUGGGACCUGGAGACAGAGAGACGGAGAAAGAAGAGAAGGUGAGAUUGGGAUUGGGAGACAAAGAGAAGGAGAAAGUUGGGGAUGAGACAGAGAGGCAUGGUGACAGAGACCAAAAUAUGCAAAUAGAGACAGACGGCAAGAAAGCAAGAGACAGGGAGAGAAAAAUUGAGCAAGUGAGAGAGGUAGUAGGGGAGAGGGCCAAGGAGAAGGAGAUUAAUAUUGUAGAGGAGAGAAAGAGAGAAGAGGAGAAAGAAAUUGAGAGGGAAAAGAAGAGCGAUAGAGGGGGAAACAGGGAAUGGGAGAAAGAAAGGGAGAGUAAAAUAGAGGAAAUGGAGGAAAGGGAGGCAAAGAUGGAGAAAGAAAUCAUUUUAGAAGAAGAAAGAAGGAGAAAAGACGAGACCGAGAAAGACAGGAGAAGUGAAAAUGAAAAAGAGAGAUUAUGGGUAGGAGAAGUGCAAACAGAGAAGGAGAGUCAGGGGGAUAAGGUAAGGAAAAAGGAGAUGGAGAGGGAGAACAAAUGGAAAGAGGCAAGAGCAAUAGAGGAGAAAAGAGUUAGGGGACAUAGGGAACAGAUCCAGGAGAAGGGAGAACGUCCGGUGGAGACAGGGAAGGAAAGGGAAGGGAAAAGUGAGAAAGUGAAGGGGAGCAAGAGGCAACAUCCACACCAAAUGAAGAACGAAAAUAUAAGGAAGAAAGAUAUCCAGGGAGAAAGAGAAUGGCAGAAAAAGAAACAAACACCAAGCUAUGAACAUGGAAUAGAAAAUCAAAAAGAAUAUCAGAUUGACGAGACAGGGAAGAAGAACGAGGAAGAGGUAGAUAAAUCAAUCAAAAGUGUGCAGAGAGACAGCAUUGGGACUGUGGUGACAAAUGGGUCAAGUGAUGAUCAGAACAUGACCUCGCCUAGCCCAGACUCUGGUUAUACGCAGUACUCAAUGCCUAGACCCGACUCUUCAGGACCAGACCAAACAUCCACCAACCCUAGCCCAUUAUCUAGAACAUACAACAGCACUAGAUAUGAUCCAAGUCAGAAUGAUAGCCAAAUAACCAGUAGCUCGUUAAAAUUGACAUUAAGCGCUAGCCCAAGAACUCAACCUACCAAGAAGCCCAGCUGGAGCUUUAAACCUAAACCUGAAAGAAAAUCUAAACCAGACCAAACACUUAUUCCUGGUCUAAGACCUCAGCCUAGACCAAAACCAAAGGCGGUUCCUAAGCCCACAUCAUAUAGCCCAAUCAAGUCCUUCAGCUUUAACCCUGAAACCACAACCAGAACUGGUAUAACUUUAUCCAGUACCAGCUGCCUCAACCCGGGAGUAAGCUUUUCAAGCUCCAGUUUAAAGACCAAUAAGAUAAAUACACAAAGCAGCACCACACCAGGCACAUCUACCAGCCCAGGUUACAGGACCACUAGUUCCAGACAUGGGGCCAGCAGCAGGAGUGUCAGUAGCCCAACUCCAGGACCUAAAACCACCACUAGAUCUAUACCAAGGACAACCAGUCCAAGUUCCAGAACAGGGUUGGAGUGGACCCUCAGACCUGGCCUAAAGCUAAAACCAGGUGGUAGACCUUUUCCAGGACCAAAACCUAGACGUAGACCAGGACCAAAACCUAUCCUAAAGCUAAGACCACCUAGCCCAACCAGCUCUUCCAGCCCCAUCGCAAAGACCUCUCCUACACGUGGCUCAACUCCAGACACCAUCACAAGCCUUGGUCAAAUGACCAUCAGUCUAGGGUCUUUUACAACAAGCUUCCAACCAGAGAUUAUUAAUACAAACCCAAGUCCAGACAGCGGGAACAGCAUUACACCAAUCAACACUCCAGAAUCCACCGCUAUCGAUAGACCAAAAACCACCCAUUCAAGCUUCCUGACCAGCACAUCUAGUUCAACUCCAACAAUAACAAUUACCACUAGCUCCACCCUAAGCUCAAGCAACAUUGGCUAUAACUCCAGAUCCCCCAGUAUGAGUUCCGGCCCAGAGAUAAAAUAUGACCAACAUUACGAUCCCAACACAAUGACUACUACACCCAGGAUUAAGUCUAGACCUGGCCUUCAGCCCAGAACUGACCUACACCUCAAACCUGGCCUAAAUGGAAAACCUGAACUGAAGCCCAAACCAGGCCCAAAGCAUAUUUCAGGCCUGAGACCUAAACCAGGAUUAAAAUCAAUACCUUACCCAAAGCCCAGAUCAUCCAGCUCAACUAACAUCAACAGAAAAAGCACUUACUUCACCAGCACAAUUUUAACCACCACCACUAGCCCCAGCCCUGGGAUCACAAGUCAUACUUUACAGACACUGAAAACCAGUACCAUCAUCAGUAACACACCAGUCCACGCUUCCGACGCCACCACAGAGAUUACUAACCAAAUCUACAGGAACAACAGUUCCAGCCCUGGGGCCAGCAUCAGCAGUAGAAGUAGCCUAACUCCAGGAACUAGUCCAAGCUCCAGAAUUGGGUCCUACCGGACUCCCAGACCUGGUUCAAAGUUAAAGCCAGGUGCUAGGCCUUUUCAUGGUCAAAGACCAAAACCUGGAUCAAGACAAAGACCUGUCCUAAAGCCAAGACCACCUAAACAAAGGUAUUCUUCCAGCUCCAUCCCAAAGACAAUGCCCACACUUGGCUUAACUCCAGACACUACCACAAACCCCAGUCAAAAGACCAUCAGUCCAGGGUCUUUUACAACAAGCUCCAAACCAGAAAUUAGUAAUAGAAGCUCAAGUCCCGGCAGCCAUGAUAGCAUUACACCAAUCAACUCUCUAGAAUCUACCGCUAUCUCUAGACCUAAAAACAUCAGUUCAAGUGUCCUGACCUGGUCUUCUACUCCAAGUUCAACUCCAGCAAAAACAAUUACCACUAGCAUCAGCCCAAGGACCAACUUAAUUAGCUAUAGCUCAAGGUCACCCAGUACGGGUUUUAGCCCAGAGAUAAAAUCUGACCAACAUCAUGAGCCCAACGCAAUGAAUACCACACCUAGGAAUAAGUCUAGACCUGGCCUGCAGCCCUCACCUGAUCUACAGCCCAAACCUGGCCUAAAGGAUAAACCCAAACUAAAGCCUAAACCAGGCUCAAAGUCUUUGUCAGGCCUGAGGCCUAAACUGAGACCACCCAGACCAGCCACCAUCAACCUAAAAAACAUGUUCAUAACAAGUCCAACCACCACCACUAGCCUCAGCCAUAGGAUCUCAAGCCACAGUCUACAGACAUUGAGAACUAGUGCCAUCCUUAGUAACAACACACCGGUCCAUGCUCCAGACAUCAGCACAGAGAUUACUAACCAAAGCUACAGGAAAAGCAGUUCCAGCCCUGGGGCCAGCAUUAACAUUAGCCCAACCCCAGGAACUAUAACCACUGAUAGACCUAGGUCAAAGAUCACCAGUCCAAGCUCCAGAAUUGGUUCCUGGUGGACUCCUAGACCUGGCUUGAAGCCCAAACCAGACACAAGGCCUUUUCCAGGACUUACACAUGGACGAAAGCUUAAACCUGCCGAAAAGCACAGACCACUCAAUCCAACAAGUUUCUCCAGACCUGUCCCAGACACAACUCCCAGACCUAGCUCAAUUCCAGACACCAUCAAUAGCCUCAGCCCAAAGACCACCCAUCCGAGUUCUGAGACUAAAGGCUCCAACCAUGGUAUCAGCUUUACAACCCCCAGUUCAGGCAGCAUAAGUGGAACUACAUCCGGGGUCACCAAUUCAAGAACUCGGAAAGGCUCUUCCAGCUCACGCAGUAUUACACAAAGCCAAACCCCUGGAAUCAAAACCAUCACUAGCCACAACUCAAGGACCAUUAGUACCAGAAUUAGUCCUGAGACGAAAUAUGCCGAAUAUCAUGAAUCCAGAUCAACCACACCCAGACUUAGUAUUAAGCCCAAACCUGGAAUAAAUCCCUUAUCAGACCAACACUUUCCAAGUGAAAGACCUAAAUCAAGACCAACAUUUAAACCUGUCCUAAAACCUACACAACCCAGCCCAAUUAAUUCCUCAAGCUCAGAACAAAAGAGCUCAUCAAGAAGUGGUUCAACAUUCACCACCAUCACAAGCCAUGGCCCUGAGGAGAGAACAAACAUUAGUCAAAUCUGGCCAACUACAACCAUCACUAGCUCUAGCCUAAGGACUACUAGUCCAAUUAUCAAAUGUAUCUCCUGCACCACUAGCCCCAACUCAAAAACUGACUUUACUACACUCAGCCCACUGAGCCUCAAUGCUGGUUUCAGCCCAGUGACAAAUGACUUAAAUCGCAGACCCAGUCAAAACUUCACCAAGUCCCCAUGGAUCUCCAAACCCAGCACCAAAUCAAAAUCUGGGAAACAGCCCAUGCCAGGCCUAAAGCCCAGAACCAGCCUAAACCCUAAAUACCAUACUAGCUCUGAAACUGGACCUAAGCCCAAAAUAAGCCCAAGGCCUAUUCCAGGCCUAGAACAAAAGACUGGCCUGAUGCCUGUUCCAAAACCCUGGCGCACAACCACCACCCAAGGUCCAAGGACCACUUCUAGCUGGAAUACAAGCCCUGAGAUAAUGUCUACAAUUAUCUCCAGUCAAGAAUUAGCUACUAGCCGCAAAAGUACCUCUACUAGUCCUAUUCCAUUGGCCAACUCUAACCAUAUCCCUACUACCAUCAACUCUGACUUCCCUAUGCCAAGCCCGAUACCAGAGUCUUCAACCCCCAGUGUGAGAGAACUGCGUGUGAAGACUAGCCAGGUAUCUGCUAGUCUGAAUGAAAUAAAGGACACAAGUGGAGAGCCAAAGGUUUCCCAAAGAGGGAUUCCAAACGUCCAUCCUGGAUUAAAUAAACUCAGAGAGAAGAAUCAGAGAGGCAGCAUAACUGAAAGGAAUAGAUACCAGCCUCAAAGCACAGCAAAGGCAUUACCAGAAGUUCCCAUUGCACCUAAAGACUGCUCUGACCAUAUGCUGAGGGGGGAGAGGAAAAGUGGGGUCUACCAUGUGACCCCUGAUUCAAAAAACAGAACCUUCACAGUAUUCUGUGACAUGGAGUCCCUUGGUGGAGGGUGGACCAUCAUUCAGCUCCGUCAGGACGGCAGUGUGAACUUCAACCGGACCUGGGAUGAAUAUCGGACAGGCUUCGGUGACCUAAGGAAUGGAGAAUUCUGGCUUGGUAAUGACCACAUUCAUCUUCUGACUCGACACAGAGAUAUGAUCCUCAGGGUGGAGCUGGAGGACUUCAGCGGCUUGAGGGGGUAUGCAGAGUACAAGGUUUUCCGCGUGGCUGGUGAGCGGUUACGCUACCGCCUGUUUGUGGGUGGGUACUCUGGCACGGCAGGAGAUGCACUCCAAUUCAGCAAAAGUUAUAACCACAACAACAGAUUUUUCACAACUCCCGACAGGGACCAUGAUCGCUACCCCUCUGGGAACUGUGGUGCUUAUUAUGGCUCAGGCUGGUGGUUUGAUGCCUGCAUGGCCGCCAACCUCAACGGCAGAUAUUAUGUGGGAAAGUACAAAGGGGUGAGGAAUGGAAUCUACUGGGGGACAUGGCAUAACAUAUCCACAGAAUACUAUCUGACUAAUGACAGACAAUCUUUCAAGACUGUAAGGAUGAUGAUCAGGCCAAGGAACUAUGCAAAAUGAGCAAGAUGGCCAAUGGGCGCAGAACAAAUUGUAUAUGCCACACCCAUUCCUAACCAUAUAUCACUAUGUGCCAGCUAUGACUGAAAACCCUACAUGACAAGUAUAUGCCAUAUAUUGUGUUUUCCAGGCAGGUCAUAGGUAAGAGUAGAAAUAGAAAAAAGAGCUAAGUUUUACUGUUCAGACCAGAGUCCUGCCUACAUAAAGGUUAUGGAAAUAUGCUAUUUCAUUUAUGGUGGUUCCGGUAGCCCUAUACAGAUACACAUGAUGUCUGAAAAUUACGUAUUUUGCACUGUUGAGAGUUUAAUGAAAACAAAUGGAUUUGGUUCAGCCAGAUGUCCUUAUCAUUUUUAUGAGACCUUUCAUGCAGCCAUUUACAGCUAGUUUGUGCUUGUGGCUAGACAACUUUGCUGCUGAGGUGUUGGAAUUUGAAAGAGAGAGAGGGUAGGCUACAGAAUCACAACAUUUUAUAUGAGUAAUUGUUUGUUUGAAUACAACAUUAGAGGAUAUAAUAACAUAGUUGUUAAGUUUCUCUGAAUCUCGUUUCUCUGAAUCUAGUGUAAUUAAGCUGUCACACUGAUGUGUUAUUGGCAUUGGCUAUAAUAUCUAAGUACUUUUCUCUCCUUACUGCAGAACACCAUUGUUCUUAAGGUGUGAGCAUAUGUCUCACACUGUACCAUGUGUUUUUACAGUAUCACGUAACUACCAGAGUACACUCUCUGCCCACUGUGUGCAUUUUUCCUUAUUUUGGCUCUAUACACUUAUUGAAGGAUAUUUGUGUUCACAUUGGUUUUGCCAUUUAGAAAAAUGACAACACUUUUUAUACAAAGUGCCUCUAUUUCAGGGAACCAAAGUUAUUGGGACAGUUGGCUUGACAGAUUUUCAGUUUAGUGAAGUGCAAUUCAUCACAUAAUUUGCGCAGGCAUAAGAGAGCAUUCAAUGUCCAAUAUUGAUUUGAGGCUUACAAACGUAGUCAAAACAAUUAGGCUUACCAACAAAAAAUAAAUAAAUAGGAAAAUGAUUUAGAAGUAGGAAAAAAACUUUCCAGGAGGUAUGUAUGGAUGUGUCUGCCACUGCCAUUUCAUAUUAUGUGAUUUUAUAAUGGCUGUUGUUUAACAAGCAGUUUGAAUAUAUUGAAUUGUAUUUACUCUUUCAUUGGGAGAUAUUGAAUUCUUUAAUAUUGUGAGUGGGCCUAAACGAACCUCCACUGUUUUUGAACUAUUGAUUGGAGAUCACUAUUUAGAAAAAUGUUUGCCCUCUUACAGAAUGGAGAAAUACUGUCUUUAGGCUUGUAAUAUUUUUUGUUCUAAUAAUUAUUUUAAUUGUACUGAAAUGAUUUACUAAUGAUUGACUGUUUUAUUGUUCUUUUUUAAUUCUCAGUAUUCUGAAAUUGUAUAAAGUCAAUAAAACUUAAUUUACUUAA
This is a messenger RNA of Esox lucius (northern pike), 7473 nucleotides long. RefSeq names its product mucin-5AC. The coding region runs from base 84 to 6053 and encodes 1989 amino acids. The record is from RefSeq and is a predicted model, not a curated record. NCBI's taxonomy places the organism in Eukaryota, Metazoa, Chordata, Actinopteri, Esociformes, Esocidae. The transcript is spliced from 2 exons.